Messenger RNA from Folsomia candida, 1083 nucleotides. RefSeq lists its product as uncharacterized. Lineage: Eukaryota; Metazoa; Arthropoda; Collembola; Entomobryomorpha; Isotomidae. The record is from RefSeq and is a predicted model, not a curated record. The transcript is spliced from 2 exons. The coding region runs from base 616 to 1083 and encodes 155 amino acids.
AAGGGAGAAAUUAUUUAAAUUGAAAAUUUGAAUGCCAUGAUAAGGAAUUUAUGAUUAUCAUCUUAAAUAAUUAUUCCAGACCAAUCUAUGCAAAUCAACUACCGGUCCCAAACAUCUAUCCAGAUCAAUCCAGAACUUUUGGAAAUAAAUGAAAUCCUAAGAAAGGAUCUCACAACAGGCAUUGAAAAGCUUUAUCUCGGGAAUUUGACAUGUUGGUUAACCAAAAUAUCGUAGCUUCGCAUAUGUAAUGUAUCAUGUUUGUGUUAUGGAUGAAACUUCAUUUCGACUUUAAUAUCAAAUGUCAAAUAUUUUAUUUCAAUAUUUCCUCCAAAUGUGAUUACACAGCACGUAGCACAACUGUUUCAUUUCGCAGAGCGAAUGUCGCUGAUUGUGGUUAAAUUUCCCGUGUGCAACAGGAAAUGAAAUGAACUCUGGAAGCGAGCAUAUACACCAACUUUUCCGAUAUGACAGACAUUCCUUCGCAUGUACACUAAACGAAAACUACUUUUCCACAUCCAUCUAUUCCAAAUAUUUUCUGGAUCAGAGAGAUAAAAGUCAUUUAUUAAAAAGGUAACGUACACAUGCAAAAAACGGUGGUUGAGUAGAACCGAAAGGAUGCAUUCUUCAUGGUUGACCGUGUCAUUGUUGACGACAAUCGUUAUUGUCAUGGCCCACGCCCAACAAAUAAAAAAAGACCAAAGCGAAGAUGAACAUCAUCACCCAAACCAAUUGCUUGCCCUCUUGUCAAAGUCAACAGAGACAAAGGCCACCACCGCCGGAGAAAGUGGCGACUUGACUGAACCACAACUUUACACAAGAACGUUUCUGGUCGGACAAGAUUUAUCUCGCGAGCUGUAUCAAGAGCUAUGUCCACAUCCAGAUGGAAAAGCAGUGAUUCAUGGACUUUGUGCCCUCACCGGAGAGUGCGGACCGGCCAAUGUUACGUUUCGGAGGAAAUGUGACACUGAAUCGAGUCGUGAAUGCAAAUUUGUCCAACCCGAUUGCAAAAGGGCACUUUUUAGUGGUACGCAAUGCCAUGUUUCUUCACUCCUUCGACCUAAAACUAACCAUUUUUCAACUUGA